Molecule: messenger RNA, 2117 nt
Organism: Stegastes partitus (bicolor damselfish)
Lineage: Eukaryota; Metazoa; Chordata; Actinopteri; Pomacentridae
Gene: otud1
Product: OTU deubiquitinase 1
Exons: 1
Coding region: 238-1545 (435 amino acids)
Biological process (GO): protein K63-linked deubiquitination
Molecular function (GO): cysteine-type deubiquitinase activity
Source: RefSeq, a predicted model, not a curated record
CUGUGGCUGGCUCUGGUUACAGUUUGAAGUCUAAAAUUAGGGAGGCACCCCGACUGCAAAUGACGCAAGAAGGCUAAAGUGGACGGAGGCUGGUGUCGGUGCCGACAGGACUCCGGUCCAUGGAAACGGUGCCUACAACUUUACUGUUGUCGAUGACAUGGAGCGUAUUUUUAGCCGUUGUUGUCAUCUUUCCGUAACAGCGCGGCUGCGGCGAUCGGUAUAAAGGACUCUUUCAAAAUGCAGCUGUACAACAGUGUGCUGACACACUACCCGAGGUCGUCUCGCAAAGUUACAAUAACUUUGUCGACCGCGUCCGAGCGCUUGAACGGCGCAGCGCAAAGUUCCUGCGAGGCUGACAGGCCGAGGUUUACUCCAGCAGACACAGCUCCGGCGCUCAACGGCGAUCCAGAGGCUUCCGCAAACAUGCCUGCCUUUUCUUGUUACGAGGCUCCAUCCCUGAGGCCAGUUUACUUCACGUCCACCGCUGAGAUAUUAAUCCGCAGACCUGAUGGAGUGGAGAGGUCUGUGCCUGUCCACAUCAUGAGGGAGUCCAAGCCGCCCUCUCCUCGGCCACACAAUGGGGAGGCUGACUCUGAUGUGUUGGUGGAUCUCAUAGAUCAUCUGAGGAAUGGGACUGAGGAACUUUUCCCUGAACACGUCUUCAACAGGAUCACUGUUGCCCCCAGGAUAGAAGGAUACGAGAGGGUGGUGGGAGAUUCAGGUGAGGAUGAUGCAGAUUCACUGACUGAUGCCACCUUCAGAAGCAACGGAUGGGCUUCAAUGCCUGAAGAGGAGCCGGUUCCCCUCAGGGCAGCUCAGCCUGAAGACCCCACAAAGGAGGACUUGAGUGAAAUAAACGGUGGUGAAGCUGCUCCAGAAUCAGAGGAGAGACGGGGGUUUGAGCUCAGCGUUCUGCAGGAGUCUGUUCCUCAGACCUGCCAGGAGAAAGAGGAAACCAACGACAAAGUGGCCCGCUACCUGGCCGAGGUGGAGAAGCAGAACAAGUACCUCCAGGAGAGGCUCAAAUACAGGUACCACGUCAUUCCAGAUGGCAACUGUCUGUACAGAGCCGUGUGCAAGGCCACGUACGGGGACCAGGCGAGACACGGGGAGCUGAGGGAGCAGACGGUGCACCACAUCGCCGACCACCUGGACGAGUUCAACCCCAUCAUCGAAGGGGACGUGGGCGAGUUCCUGAUCAACGCGGCGCAGGACGGCGCCUGGGCCGGAUACCCCGAGCUGCUCGCCAUGAGCCAGAUGCUGAACGUCAACAUCCACCUCACGACGGGGGGCAGCUCGGAGAGUCCCACCGUCUCCACCAUGGUGCACUAUCUCGGGGAGGAGGACGCCUCCAAGCCGGCCAUCUGGCUGAGUUGGCUCAGCAACGGUCACUACGACGUCCUCCUGGACCGAUGUCUCCCCAACCCGGAGUAUGAGGACUGGUGCCGGAACUCACACAUGCAGAGGAAACGAGACGAGGAGCUGGCAAAGUCGAUGGCAGCCUCAUUAUCCAAAAUGUACAUUGAACAGAACGGUUCUUUGUGAAAGACAUACUGACAUGUAAUGGCUGUACACUGUUAAAGAAGACUGCAGAACUGUCGUCUCUGCUCGGUUUCUACAUGCUUGAAAUUAUUUUUUAUAAGAUUUAUAUCCAGAGUGAAAAGAAGUGCAGUGCACAUACUUUGGUUUUUGUAUCUGCCAGCAUUUCCAGAUUAGCGCUAGAUGUCUCUGAAAGUGUUUGAAAGUGUGUGAGGCUGUUCUUCUCGAUAGUUUGGGUUAUGUUGACAUGAGUGAAAUACUUUGAUGCUGUUCAGAUGCGGCUAUAAAAGUGCUUUUGGAGUGUACAGUAUUUAUUUGCCUUUUCUUGGCAGUUAUUUUUCUAUCAUGCCUGUACUUUGGCAAUUGCCAAAUAUAAUAUUUUCGAAUACAGGGAGACCUGGGCUGCAUUUUUUCCCCCCUCAUAGCUUCGUUGUUUAAUAUCUGUAUAGAUUCUCUCUUUUGCACAAUCCUAUCAGAUUAGUUCAGAGAGUUUGAUUUGUCUCUUUCUCAAAUAUUCCUGUUUUUUUUUUUUAGUGAUUUAACAAAAUAUUUCAAAAUAAAAUACUAAAGAAUCCUGA